This is a messenger RNA of Ambispora gerdemannii, 398 nucleotides long. The record is from the annotation of a GenBank genome assembly. NCBI's taxonomy places the organism in Eukaryota, Fungi, Glomeromycota, Glomeromycetes, Archaeosporales, Ambisporaceae.
AUGCAUUUCGAACUUUUAAAAGGUGCUUAUAAAGCUUUUAUCGAAGCUAUUGAAACAGGAAUUUCGCACAAAAAGCUUAAAAGUGCUACUUUCGAUUAUAUUUACGAACAAGGAUACACCGAAAAAGAUUUAUUCCAAACACUGAAUAAUCUGUAUCCAAAUCUCAACCCCAUUUAUUUUGCAUUAUUCGGAUUCUGUUACGAACAAGGAAUCGGAACACAAAGAAAUAUAAACAUUUCUUUCCAAAUUUAUCUCCAAGGUGCCAUGAAAGAAGAUGCCACAUCCGUUCAUUGGUGCAGAUUGGCUGCUGACAAAGGACUUGCCCUGGCUCAAGAUAAGUUCGCUUUGAGUGCUUCAAGAGGAAAAGGAAUGAAACGAGAUCUUCAUGAGGCUAUAAA